This is a messenger RNA of Daucus carota subsp. sativus, 980 nucleotides long. RefSeq names its product transmembrane emp24 domain-containing protein p24delta7. Gene Ontology annotation, biological process: intracellular protein transport; endoplasmic reticulum to Golgi vesicle-mediated transport; Golgi organization. Bases 155 to 793 code for a protein of 212 amino acids. The transcript has 4 exons. The record is from RefSeq and is a predicted model, not a curated record. NCBI's taxonomy places the organism in Eukaryota, Viridiplantae, Streptophyta, Magnoliopsida, Apiales, Apiaceae. Gene Ontology annotation, cellular component: endoplasmic reticulum-Golgi intermediate compartment; Golgi apparatus; COPII-coated ER to Golgi transport vesicle.
AGAUAAAGUCAUAAAGAAAAUCUACAAUUCUUUGAGAUUGAUUUUGUUUUGACUCUUGUUUACCAUCCUCGUUAGUCAUUUCUCUGCCCCUCCGUAAUCCAAUUUUUUCCUGUGACCAGAACACACACAGAGAUAUAUAUCACAUACAUUGAAGAUGGUGUGCAGAAGCUGCAUGCUUGUGUUUGUAAUCCUUGGGGCUUAUGUAGCAGUCUCAGAAUCUCUGAGAUUUGAUCUGGAAUCAGGUCAUUCCAAAUGCAUCUCUGAAGAGAUCAGAGUGAAUUCCAUGACUGUUGGCAAGUAUUCUAUUGUUAAUCCAAAUGAUAAUCAGCCUCUCCCUGAUUCUCAGAAAAUCAUUGUCAGGGUAUCAUCUGAACAUGGGAGAAGCUAUCAUUCUGCAGACAAUGUGGAGUCUGGACAAUUCAGUUUUCAGGCAGUGGAGUCGGGUGACUAUGUUGCUUGCUUUUUGGCUGUCGAGCAUAAGCCUGCUACUGCAAUGACUGUUGAUUUUGAAUGGAAGUCUGGUAUUGCUGCUAAAGAUUGGACUAAUGUUGCCAAAAAAGGCUCAGUCGAUGCCAUGGAAUUGGAGGUGAAGAAACUCUUAGAAACUGUCACAUCUGUCCAUGAAGAAAUGUUUUAUCUUCGUGAAAGGGAACAAGAGAUGCAGAAACUUAAUACAGCAACCAACUCCAGUAUGAGUUGGCUCAGUUUGCUUUCACUUGUGAUUUGCUUGUCUGUCUCGGGGCUGCAGGUGUGGCAUCUAAAAUCAUUCUUUGAGAAGAAGAAGAUUAUUUAACUUGCAUUCUUAUGGUCUUGUAUAAAUUUAAUCGAGCGCAUAGCUUCAAAUAUUAUGUUCUUUACGCCAAAAUGUUUGACUUGAAGAAUGUAUAAAAAUGGCAGUACUGCAUAAUUGCUCAUCUCCCUGCCCCCAUCCUUCUAUGGAAGUUUUGAAGCUUAGGAUAAUUAGUUACGCGUUCUUAAUG